Molecule: messenger RNA, 2183 nt
Organism: Chlamydomonas reinhardtii
Lineage: Eukaryota; Viridiplantae; Chlorophyta; Chlorophyceae; Chlamydomonadales; Chlamydomonadaceae
Exons: 6
Coding region: 103-1527 (474 amino acids)
Source: RefSeq, a predicted model, not a curated record
CAUCACAUCCUUUACUACUCAAGCCUCUUCUGGAAGAAGCAUUCCUUGCCGGCCGCCCGAGGUGCACCAACUUGACAAUCUAGCGAUUUUAAGUCAGGGAAAAUGUUUAAACGUACAGACUGGAUGCAUUUGAAGGGCCGGGGCGGCGGCGCGAGCGACGACUCGAGCAGCGACGAUUCCGAAAGUGAGCCCGAGGUCGAGGAGAGCAGCGACGAGGGUGAGGGCAGCGACGACAGCGGCAGCUCUGGCGGCGAGCAGGAGCUCGGGCGCGGGGACAACGACGAGGAGGGUGACGGCAAGGUGCGACCGGACCGGCGAAGCCUUUACGUCGACAGCGACGACGACGGGCCGCCCCGCAAGCGGUUCGCGCGCAGCUUCGAUGACAUCAGCGACCCUGACGAGGACGAGGAGGACGACGAGGGCGCUGCGGGCGAGGAUGAGGACGUCUCGGGCGAUGGCAUCACGGCAGAGCACGUCGUCAAGGCGUGGACCAGUGACGACCCCACAGUCAACAGUUUCAAGGGCAUUCCGCUGCGCUGCGUCAUGUGCGACGUGCUGUUGUUGAACCGGACCAUCUACACGGAGCACGUGGGGUCCAAGAAACACCGCAACAAGCUCAAGGGCUGGCCGGCCGGCGCGCUGGACCCAAUCCGCAUCGCCUCGGAGACGCGGGCGCCAGGGCAGAAGGACUCUGACGAGGAGGAGGAGGAGGCGGAGACGCACGGCGAGCGGCUGGCGCGCAUGGCGCAGCUGGCGGCGGCGACGGCGGCGGCGACGGCGGCGGCAGCGGCAGCGGCCGCGGGGCCGUCUUCAGCGGCGGCCGCGAAUGGCGCUGGCGGCAAGAAGAAGGCAGCAGCAGUCAAGAAGGCCGCGCCUGUGCCUGCACCGGCCGGCUCCGACUCUGAAGACGGAGAGGGCGCGGCGGCAGCAGUUGACAGCGGGAGCGAUGGCGAUGAUGAGCAGGAGGACGCGGAGGAGGAGCAGCCGCAGCAGCAGCAGAAGGGCGGGAAGGCGGCGGGCGGCGCGGCGAGCGACAAGAAGAAGCGGAAGCGGGUGAACCGCAAGGUCGGCAAGCGCGAGCGGGAGGCACUCAAAGCCGCGAUCGCGGCGGGCACUGUGCCUGCCGGGACCAAGCCGGUGAUGGAGAAGAAGAAGAAGCAGAAGAAGGGCAAGGAGGGCGGCAAGGAGGCCAGGAAGGAGGCCAGGAAGGAGGGCGCGGGUAAAGAGGCGGGCAAGAUCAAGCCAAUCGGCGGGCCUAAGAAGGCGGCCGCGAGCUCUGGCGCUGGCGCGGCAGGUGGCAAGGCGAAGGCUGCAGCGCCGUCGGAAGCGCCGGCAGCCGGUGUCGCCGCCGCCAAGGGCAAGGGCAAGGGCACGCCCGGAGCCGCUGCAGCUGCGCAGCAGGCGGCGGGAGGCAAGAAGCCUCAGGCAAACGCGGGGCAACAGCAGAAGCAGGGGCAGCAAGGGAAGCCAGCGGGGGCCAAGGCCGUCAAGCCAUCCCCAGCGGCGAAGAAGCCCCGGACGGCGUGAGCGCAACGGGCGCCAUUGCAGCGGACUGUGCGUGUGUGUAUGUUUGGAUUGGGCAGGCCACGGCAGCACGGCGUUGAUGCCCACCUGGCGCAAGUGACAAGCCCCACAGUGGUGUGUGGGCUCGCAUGCGUUCGGGGGGCAUCGAUGUUGUCUUGCUCACGACUGUGACGGGCUACUGCAUGAACUGUUCUGAAGCCCGGAUGCGUGGUUGGGGACAAGCACAGUGAUGCUCAUUGGGGCGUUUGAAGCACCUCGAGCAAUUGUGAGCAGUUACGGCCCAUUUGGUGCGGCCCCGGGGCGAUAAAGGGGCACUACUGGAGUAAUACGUGUCGUGUCAACGUGUUCAAGACAGCCCUACCUGGAGGUAUUCAGUACCGUACCGUAAUUAUCAGCAUCACCGGCUUACAGCCUACAGACAGUUCUGUGAACAGGGAAGCAGACGCCUGUACGGCUAGCAGCGGGCCUGUUGAGUAUCCGCCUGUCGCCUUGCCUCUUCCCUGAGGCAUGAGCUUUUUUUUUAGGAACCAUCCUUACAGGAUUGAACGGAAGCAGAGUUAGCAGACUGCCAGCAAAGUGCCAGCCGCAGGGGCCCAAUUGAGCCCGCUCAUGUCUGGACCUCUGCAGCGUCUGACAAUUACAUAUGCCUCUACUGUUCU